GAGAGAGAGAGAGAGAGAGAGAGAAGAAUAUAUAUAAUAAAGAGUGUGUCAUGUGGUAGCCGUAGAGCUGUUUUUUGCCAUCUCUGUCGUGGUCGUCGUCGUCGCCGCCUGCGGAGCAGUGUUGCAUUAUAUAUAUUUUUACAAAAGUCUCGAAACCAAUCGAGCUUGCAGCCGUGAGAGAAAGAGAUAUAUAGAUUCGCACAAAGAAAAAAGUGAAAAAAAAUAAUACCAGAAAAACGGAGGAUAAAAUGGGACAACGACGACGUGGAUUCUACUCCCGCUGUCUUCGUCGCACGAUGAAAAAAGAGACGACGAGGAGGAGGACUACUACGACGUCCGGCUUCGCGAACUCGUCGUCGCCAAUGGAGCGACGAUAACAAGUGUCUCAUCGCUAGGGAGUGAGAGAGAGAGAGAGAGAGGAGAAAAAAAAGCGAAGCGACGAAUACGAACAGAGCAAGAGUGAAGAAAAACGAGAAACAGAGUCUAUAAGGGCAGACACAUAGCCACACACACACGUGCAUGAGUGAGUGUAAUAGCGUGCGCGAUGACGGGUCUUUGUGUUUGCUGGGUCGUACUGUCGAUACUGGCAUCGAUACUCGCCUGCACCGGUUUUUAUCUGCCUUAUUGGAUUCAGGGAAAGCUUCUGGGUAAAGCUGACGCUUACUUCAAUUCCUUUCGACGAUGUAAUUAUCCAAGGAUCCGAACGCCCACGAGCACGCCCGAAAUUGUCUACGAGUGCGCCAGAUAUUCCAGUUUUUGGGAUAUACCAAGUCCAUGGUGGCAAGCCAGCACGUUAACUAUCUGCCUCGGGCUUGCAGUCGCCAUGAUCGGGGCGCUGACACUUCUGGCAGCCGCCUCGUCGUUUCUGCCGCACACGCUGAAACGGCCGAAGCACACCAAGAUUCUAGGCAGUCUUCAAUUACUGGCCGCCACAAUGAUAAGUGGCGGUCUGGUGAUGUACCCCGUUGGCUGGGACAAUCGGGAGGUGAGAGAAUCCUGCGGUAAAGGAGCCAAUGUCUAUAAUCUCGGUAGGUGCUCGAUAUCGUGGUCGGGCUAUCUGCUGGUCGGGGCGGUGGCACUUCUGCUGCUCUGCUUCAGCCUGAGCUUUUGUGCCGCGAGGCACGCCCCCGGCAAGACGAGCCACGCGACCAGCUCACAAGACGACCCGCUGCGCAUAUGACAAUCGAGAAAGUCGAUGAUCGAUGCCUACUCGUCGUCGUCGAGCAAGACGACCACCAGCAACAACAACGGCGGCAGACACCAUCAGUUGGGCAGCAAUGGUAAGGAGCAGAGGCAACAGUCGACAGGGACCACGAAACUGUCAAUAGUGACGGUUUGUUGAUCCCGCGGUCUUCGCGCAGCCCUGAGAUUAGCGCGACGACGCUUACUGCGAUACUUGCUGCCGCCGAGAUGUUCUGUUCUUCGUUACGCGAGAGACGAUUUAAUUGAAGCAGAUAACAAUAAGCCGAGGCAACGAAGGAGACGGCCUAGGAGGUUGGCCCGUUGGUUGAUUGCCUUGCGUUCCGAUUAAAGUGCCAAAACCACUUGAAUCUUUUCAAUUGUUAUUGCUUUUUUUUACUUUUAGUUUUAAUUCUAGUUUUUCCACAUCGUUAAGAUUGAAUAAAGUAUAUUUGUAAGAUAUUUCGAGACAAAUAUUCACAUUUUGAAAUAAAUGUUCGUUGAAAGAGCACACUAAAAAUUUAUUGAAAACUGUGCUUAACAGCAUACGCGGUAUGAAACAAAAGCUAAAAACAAUCGUUUCAAUACCUUCACUUACCCAUCCUCGUAUUGUAAAGAUAUAUUUUACAUUCACAAAUUCACACAAUAAUCUUCCCUCCAGGGCGUGAAAAUUCAUUGCCCGAAUUCAAAAUUUAAGUGCAUUAAAAUGAGCCACAUUAAAGUUUGUCCCAUUCCAUCGUCGAACUUUAUUUAUAUAAUCAGGAUAGCGAUAAUAGAGAAAAUUAAAAAGCAAAAUUACCAAAAACUCGCGUAUCAAAGUCGACUGGGGGAUAAUACCAAUGAAUAAACUUGGGCUCGAGUACGCGGGGAAAUGAUAUUCUUUGGGCGAUAGCAUCGGUGCAGAGAGCGCAGGGGAAAUUUAUCACUAUACAUAACCAACCACCGCCGACUGCUCUCGCGCUCAAAAUCAUACGCUAUUAUAUAAUGUACAAAAGCCCAUUCUAUUUUCGGGGAUCAGCGGAUGAUUGCGCAUUAUGGAAAAAUAUGACGGAUGGCUUAUUCGACCCGCGUUACUUUGACAACUAACGUAUUUUCUGAAAUGAAUAUUUAAAAUACCGAUAAUCCACGCGGCUCAAAAAUCGAGCAAGACUUUGAGGAAUUUCAAGCAAAACGUUGAUAUCCCGCGCUCAAACGCGGAAUAAAACCGGUAUAUGUUUUGUGCGAUUGGGGCGCAUAACGCGAGCUUUGUGGGCGCGCUUUACAUAUCCCGAAAAUUUUCAUUUGCACCCGUCUCGUUGCUUUUCCGAAAUUCAUCCGUGUAACUGCCGGGCAAUUGCUUUUUCUGCGUGCACGCGCGCGCGUGGCGCAGUUUUGCUGCUGCUGCUAUACACGAGUCGAAAAGUUUUGCGUGGCCGCGUGCUCGGUGAAUAAUUUUCAUUAACAAAGCCCAGGCACACGCUCAUUAGUUUCCAGAGUAAUAAUCUUCAAAGAGCUUAUUACGCGAACGAUUCUUCAGGACCGGCCGGGGUCAUCGUUGCAUAGAAGCUAUAUAAUACGCGUCGAAUAGCGAAUUUCUCAUGGUUGUACGAGAGCACCACGCGUACCUAUGUUUGGCUGACAAUGAAGUUUUGAGCAUUACAUACGAUCGUUGCAGAAAAUGAAUAAUAAUAUAACUUUGCGUGCGAGCCGUUUUUCGAGGGCACAGUGAAACGAUUAAAAUUUGUGUUUUCGAUGCUUCAACUCUACAAAACAUGUGUACAAGUGUGCGGGUGCCUCCGCUUAUAAACGCGUGUAUUCGCGAAAAAUAACUUCAAUUCGGUUUCGUUAGAUUGCUACACGCAAAGAGAGCUAACAAAAUUUGUAAUAUUCACGAUAUACUAAUAAGUCAUUUCGACUGUUUCGUAUAACUGCAGGGAAAGAAACUUGAAUCUUUUUUUGUUCUUCUUCGAUUUGCUCCAAAAAAAUUUAGAGAGAAUACAAAAAUGUUUCAUAUCAAUUAUCGAGAUGAAAAGAAUGGCAACUCGCAUGAAAUUCUCGAAUGGCUUGUGACACGUCCGCAGUCAGCCCCUUCAGAAUUUCAUAUAGCGUUAUACUACCAUUGGCCACUAGCCGAUGGCCAGUUAAAGGUGGAAAGAAUGAACGAAAGAACAAACAAACAAAAUGAAAUAAAAAAAAUGAAAAAAAUAGAAAUAAAUUCAUCUAUGAAAAGUGCCUGUCGUUCGGCCAUACUAUAGCGCAGCGGCAACGGUAGACGGAUCUAUGUGUGCAUUCAUUAUACAUGUAUAUAUUGCACAGCCGCAGAUAUAGAACUCGCGAAGGCGUAUAGGUAUACGCAUUGGUUCCUGGUUAAUACAAUAGUACGUACGAUUUUUUCUAUGUGCGCGCCAAUUCCUCUCUUUCUUGUCCUUUUCGAGCAGCCGCGCCGGUGGUCACGUAGGAUUUUAAUAAAUCCUGCUAGUCCGAACAUACACACGCGCGAGCGAGGGUGUGUGCUAUUGCGAGUUCUUUCGGUCUCUCUUUCGACGGAUGGAGUAGAAAAAAAAAUCGACUAGUAGGACGACUAGUACCAGUACUACUGCCGCUGCUGGUACCACACUAGCUCGCGCUGCUGCUAGCUUCUAGCUAGUGCCGGGUGACGCCUGAAAGCUUUUGCACGUACAAAAAGGAUAGAGGCAACGAUUCCGAGCUGAUAUCGUGUGCUGCGCUGUCGGAGUUGGCUUCCUUUUUUUUAUACUCUUGCUGCUGCUGCGAACAGCGUGUAGUAGCGAGCUCUCUCUGGGGUAAUGAUAAUUGUCGCACGCUGAUUCUCAUUUGAAUAAUAAGCAGAGAGAGAGAGAGAGAGAGAGAGAGAGAGAGAGAGUAAAAUUCGCUGAUGAAAAUUUCGACUCGCACGCGCGCUCAUAAUAAUGCCAUCUCUCUUAUCCAGUUGCAUUUUUUAAAAGUUUGAAUUAUCGUGCAUUUUGUACUCUCUUUCUCUCUUAUAAACGUCAUAUUUGUGAUCCGUUGAAUUAAUUUUCCAGUCCCUCUCUCCAUCAUGCGUAGCGCAUGUAUUCACGAGUAACUGAAAAAUAAUGCGGGUGUCUGUUAAAAUUAUUAUUAUUAUCGCGUAGAAGCUCUUAAUCGCUAAAUUAUAUGGUAGCAAAGAGAGAGAGAGAGAGAGAGAGAGAGGAGUCGGGUUACAUCGUGUUACCUUAUAUCGUGCAUAUUUCAAUUAAUUAGCAGUUAUUUCUGAAAGCCCUGGACCAUUAAAAUAAAUUAUGUCUCGUUGUGUGUGUGUGCGUCGCCUACCCGUGUUAAAGACAGACCGCUUGAACUUAUAGCAUUUUCGCUUCGCCCGGCGCGCCGGCUAAUAAUUCCCCUGGGGUAAAGCUGCUCCCGUACGCAGUGGCUCAAUACGUGAGUGCGCAGUGUGUAUGCUGUCGCGCAUACUUUUCAUUAAUCGUCAAAUGAGCGAGAAAGAUCGACGUCGGAUUUUUGCAAAAACAUUUUUCAUGCCAACCCCUUUAAUGUGGAUAUUUGUCUUAUGCAACUUCUAUGUAAGCUUUAGUUUAAGUGAAGUUUCUCAUUUUUGUAAUCGACUCUUGCUUUUUGACCUUUUUCUUUAUGGCUUUAGUUGUUCUAUAAUUAUUUUGGUAUAUUAGCUUAGGCGAUAUUGGAAAAACAAUCUGAUGAUUAAUCGCUCCAUGAAGAACGAACUAGAGUAAGCCCGAUAAUCGAUUGAUCGAUCAUCGAUAAAUUAAAAAUUGAUCAAAAUAGUUUUUAAGUCAAAUGAGAUUUAUUAUUAAGUGUGUGAAAUAAAGAAAAAAGGCAUCGUUUUUUCGAUGUCGCAGAUUUAUAAGCAAAAAAGAACAAAUGAGUCAUAGGUACUAAUCAUAAACAUUGAUAACGACGAAUUUAUCAAUUAAUAAGGGGUUUAAGAAAACUUGAACGAUUAUAUUACACUGCCAAUCUAUACAUGGUUAGUCAACGUACGUUAUUACGGAGAUUGUUGAUUGUUUUUUAUUGAAAAAGUUAUUAUUUCGUCAACAAGCAGAGACGAAAACUUGUCGAGAAGCAUAAUAGUCGCCACUAGUGCAACUGACAGCGACAACUUUGAGGUACGGGUUACACUACUCAGUUCUAACAAAAGCUGCAAUUUUCAUUUUCGAGACUUCUUCGUAUAUGGGUGCGUACCGAUAAUAAAACUUGAUAAGCAUAUAUGUCUAUCAAGCGAAAGUUUAGAAUAGUCAUAGUUGUCUCGGUUGAAUUAGAAUCGACAAUGUUCAAUAUGCCAAGAUUCUCCGAAUCGAUCGAGUUUACAUCGAGUUAAAUUUUGACGUGCAACGCACAUCAAAAUACUGCAAAGUUUUUAAUCGUUUCAGAAUGUUAACAUCGAAACUUCUCUCGCACAGUUGUGUGACUCCGUGUCCCUUUCUCUACGGAACAAAAUCGAGAGUUGUGCGUCGCACAGAUUGAAACUUUGACGUAAGAUUACGGAUUGAAUGUAAACUGACGUAUUCAUUACGUGUUUCCAAUUAAAACGAUAGUUCUCGAACGAGGGAGGAAAAACACGAUCAUCUUUUGCAUUUCAGCUACGGUUUCUGAAAAUCACGAUGACAUAGAUCUUGGAAUAUUGUGAAAUAUUUCAAUAUUUUAGUCAUUCAAAGUUUCUUUGCAAAAAAAAGUAAUAUCGAUUGCGUCGAAAGUACAUUGAUGUCGAGUGAAAAGAAAUGAACGUAUAAACACUAUCUCUCGAAUUCACAGUUUUAAUAGAUUUUUUUGCAAAUUCGAACAAUUUUUUUUCUUAACUUUCCAAAGUUCAUUUAUUUUUCUGACAACUGUAGCAGCUGAACGGAAUCUUGUAACAGUUGACAAGGUUUCGAGUCAAAAGUAUAUAGCUACUGGUAGAUUGGAUUUUUCCAACAUUUAGUUGUAAUAGAGGAAUAAAUGUAAACGAGGUCAAAAGUAAUAAAUGACCAAGACGAAAAAAUCGAUAUUUCUACAUCAUUUUCUUAUUUCAAAAGACUGGUAAAAAAAAUUUCAGCUAUGUGCUAUAUGAAAUUGAAGUUCUUUCCAGGAGAGACAUUUCCUGUGAUAGCUUUCGACUGCUAUAUCUAUAGUUAUGUAUCGGUGGGUAACGAUAAAAAAAGUUCGACUGAUGUACGUCUUAUACAUAUGAUUCGGGGGAAAAGAAAUAACUUCUCAGCGAGAGAUGUGUUUGCUCUCUCAGAAAAGUUAAGACCUGAAUGCAGCUGUAAUGGCAAAUAAAACUUUGAAAUGGCUAUAAAAUUAGGACUGUAAGUAUGUAAGUUUUACCUCCAUCAUUUGUUUUUGACUGUUUAAUAGGUCGUUGGAUUUUUUCUUGUAAAAUUAUUCCGUUUGAGUUGUACAAGCAGAAAUCAAAACUUAUUAUAGAAAUAAUAAAGAUUGUAAGUUAAAUGGUCGUCGACAUUCGUUCAAGUUGUAUUUUUAGAGGCAAAAAAUUUUAUACGAGACUUUGAGUGUGAUAUUAUAUUGAACCCAUAACUUGAAUCAAAUCAAACUUUUGUUCGGGUCUUUUAUCUGGGUAUAUAAAAAGUAUCUUGUCAUAGGAAAGAUUCAUUGUUUAUAAGCACGUAUUGAUUUCAUAAAUUUUACAGAUUAUUGUCAAUGAUUAAAAAAGAGAAGCGACACAAUAAAUAGAGCUAUUAAUCAAACUAUUUAUAGUCUGAUGUAAAACUUAGAGAAAUUUUUACGUCAAGAUUCUUUGACUCUGACAGAAAAAAACCCCUUAUAUUGAAAGUCACCACGAUCUAUGCGUGGAAAAUAUUAAUGAUGUUAAAAUGAUGUUAAAAAAUAUGAAAAGCGGAAAGAAAAAUAAUAUCUUAGAAGGAUGAAUUUUCAAAAUGACAGAAAAGAAAAUAUUAUUAGAAAAUAUAUGUACUUGUACAUAUAUGAAUACAUUUACAACUAUUGUAAGGUACUGAUAGUUUCGGGUAAAAAUUGUUAUGAAGUACUGUGCAUGAAAAUGAGUUGAUUAAUUUUUUUAUACACGUAAAAAACGA
Trichogramma pretiosum is the source of this 7202-nucleotide messenger RNA. RefSeq names its product LHFPL tetraspan subfamily member 6 protein-like. The coding region runs from base 545 to 1180 and encodes 211 amino acids. Gene Ontology annotation, cellular component: membrane. The transcript is spliced from 6 exons. Lineage: Eukaryota; Metazoa; Arthropoda; Insecta; Hymenoptera; Trichogrammatidae. The record is from RefSeq and is a predicted model, not a curated record.